Messenger RNA from Rhipicephalus sanguineus (brown dog tick), 4217 nucleotides. RefSeq names its product RNA-binding protein 33. The record is from RefSeq and is a predicted model, not a curated record. NCBI's taxonomy places the organism in Eukaryota, Metazoa, Arthropoda, Arachnida, Ixodida, Ixodidae. Gene Ontology annotation, molecular function: RNA binding. The transcript is spliced from 20 exons. The coding region runs from base 219 to 3338 and encodes 1039 amino acids.
AAGCCUGUAAGAGCGACUGGGCCGUUUAACUAUGGUGUAUUUGUUACACUCGAGUGAUCAACUUUACUUUUAGCAAAAACUUCUUUUAUCAUUACUUUCACCGACCCAUACAAUGGAUCGCUGGCAGAUUACCACCUUGCGACAAUUUCAAGCAGUCAUUUAAAGCAACCACUCAAAUAUCCUUUAAUCGUCGGUCUGAAGCCUAACUUUUCACGGACAUGGCAGCAAGAAUUGCCGAAGAUGACAUUUUGGACGAUGACAUUCAGGGAAAGGAUGACUAUGAGCUUGACCUCGCUGACGAAGAUGCAUUACUUGAUUUGGAUGAGGAUGAAGCACACACAUCUGGCAAUUCACGGGAUCAGGCAGCAGAAAACGUGGCCAACAUAGAGUAUGUGGAUGAGGAAGGCAACCCUGUGGCAGUUCAUGAUGGUGACAGCCUUGAAGUAGUAGAUGAGUACAGCUACAGUGAACGAAGGACGAAUGACGACGGAGAUGUGCUGGACGUUGAUAUAGACCCAGACUUUGAUUCUCUAAUUCAAGACAAUGAAGAUCUCGAGAGUGUGUCGAGCCUGCAGCCUCGUUCCCAUCGACUUCGUGCGCCAAACCGGCCCCAGAAGGCAGCCCAGAGUGCGGUACCACCUCCCACUGAGAAAACAGAGGAGCCUGUGCCACUUGCCACUGAACCACCCUCUUCUCCAAGUCUUUCUCACGUCGAGUCAGCAGAGAGGGAGUCUGCGAGACCUCUUGAAGAUGAAGAAGAGGAGGAGGAGGAAGGAGGACGAAGAGGCCGCUUCCAAACUGAGAGGCGCGUGGGCACUGUGAUUGCCACUGUGUCAUCAAAACGGCGGCAGACCAUACCCGAUUCUCUGGAUGCAGUCAUCAGUCAGGAGGAUGCAGCCAAGAUUGAUGCUUACCUUAGCCGUGAUGAAAGAAGGCCAUCAAACCGGCGGGGACGGGGCCGUGGUGGCAACUUUAGAGGCCAGAAUAACAAGAGAGGUGGUGGCGGGCCUUCCCGAGGUGGCUAUCGUGGUGCUGCACAGCACAUUGAGCCAUGGGUGGCACCGCCCUUUCCCAUGCACUCCCCAGGCCUUGUGCGAUUUGGGACACAGUCUCCACCCCAGCGACCUUUUCACCCGGGAACGAUGGCCGGUGCAGAGGGACCACGUGGCAAGAUCUUUGUGAACCCCCAGUUUCGCAAUGGUGCUGCCGGACUUGGACCUGGUGUCCAGAAUGAAGGAGCACACUUGGGCAUUCAACCCUUUCCAAAUGCACGGGGACCGCCACCAUUUGGGAAUCGGCAGCCGGAACCCUUCAUGCGACCCCCAUUUGUGUCACAGGGGGGCCCUCCCCUUGUGCUUCGUACAGAGCCUUUUGUCUCGGCCGCCCUACUCCAUCCACCCCAGCAGCCGUCACAUCAUGUGGCCCGUCCGAACCUGCCACCCCAGCACUUCCCACCCGCCUUGGAUCACUUCGUGAUAGGUGGACAGUCUGGAGGCUUUGAGGUACCGACGCAAGGUUCAAGGUCCUCUGAGUUCGGUGGACCGCAGCCCCCACUGGGAACUGAUACAUUUAGGCCACAGCCAUUAGACCCUUGGCGGUCCCCUCCAACAGCCAGGGCUCCUCCAGAUCCCGUGCAACACAGGUUGCCUAUGCGACAACAGCAGCAACUGCAUCAGCCUCAGCACCAACAACAGCAUCAGCAGCAACAGCCUCAUCAGCAACAGCAGCAACACCUACAAGGCCAAUUCGGAAAUGUAUUCCCUCCUGGGGCCCCUAUGCAUCACCAACAGCAGCAGCAGCAGCAUCAACACCAGCAACAGCAUCACCAGCAGCAGCAACACCAUCAACAGCAGCAACAUAAUCAACAGCAGCAGCAACAACUCCAUCAACCACAGCAGCAACAGCCAGGCUCCCCACUGGGCAGUGGAGGCCACCUGUUCCAGCCCAGUCCAGCGUACCAAGGCGGGCCCUUGCCGAGGGUGGCUGGAGGUCCACCACAUAUGGCACACCAUCCACAGGGAGCAAGCACCUUGGAGCAACAACAACAGCGGCAGUUCCACCAGCCUCCACCACCACAGAGCUCGGCUGCUGGAAGUAUGUUUCCUUCAAUGCAAGGGGGAGGCCCACCACGCUAUACAGGUCCUGUGUCGGCAGGCGCAAGCUUCGGUGUGCCACCGCGGUUUCAGCAGCCGCCACUACCACGUGAACCUUUUGGCAAGAGGCCCAGCCCUGCCCAACCUACUGCAGCGCCACCAAAAGCACCGCGUCUUGAAACCCCACGCAUGCCUCGAAAGCAAAGCCAGGGUCCACCGGCUCGCACGGUGAACAACGCUAACAUCAAGGAAGUGCCGAUCUUGGAUUACUUGCCGCCACCCGAACCUGAGAAGGCAACGCUGCCUCCAGCAAUUGAAGAGGAUGCAGCCACUCAAGAGCUUCGGCGCAAAAUUGAGGAGCAGAAGAAGCUGCGAGAACAAGUUAUGCGCAUCAAGGAAGAGCGUCGCAAGCUUGCUGUCAUGCAGCGACAGAAAGACUUACUGGAGCAACGGCUCCAGGCUACUGCGCAACCACCAGUGGCUAGCACAGCACCCAGUGCUACGAGCACGCCAACAGAGAAGCCACAGGCUGCAGCCAGUACAAGCGGAAACGUGAAGCAACGAUUGGGCAUAAGGCCAGCGGCACCAGCUCCUGCGCAACAGACGGAGUCUCCUCCUGUUCUUAAAAAAGUGGUCAUUGUGAGGCGAACUGGACAGCAGCAGCAGCAGCCGCCUGUAGCAACAACGGCACCUCCAGCUCCUGGCCCUGCCAACCAAAUGAACACAGAGAUGGCUCCUCCACGUGGUGUGGGAAGUCUACGAGGCCGAGGUGGUGCAACCAUAGCCAGUCGUCUUGGGCCUGUGCGCACAGCGGGCCUGGCUGCAACAGGUACCGCUGGUGCACCGCGGAAGGUCAUCCGCAUUGUGUCCAACAACGGAAGGCUGCAGGCAGUGAAUGCUGCAGGAGCAACGGCAAUGAUGCCACCACGCCUGAUCGCUCCCGGUGUGCCAACAGUGCGGCCCCAGGCACCUGGAGCUGUGAUGAUGCAUGCGCCGGCUAGGCUACCAAAUGCAACAGCUGUUGGCAGAGUGCUGGUGUCAAACUUGUCGGCAUCCACAAAUGAAAACUCACUUCGCCAUCUUGGCCGUUCUUGUGGAGUUGUCACUGAAAUCAUACUUGACAAGAACCAGCGUCAGGCAGUCGUCAAGUUCAGAGAACAUCAACAAGCCGUGCAAUUUCAGAAGAAAUAUCAAAGGCACAUGUUAGACCUGUCUAUGAUUCAAGUCAGCCUGCUUCCACCGUGAGGGUGGGAACAGCACUUCUGCACUCGGGACAGAGCCAUAGCAAGGAGUGAUCUGGGAUCCAGAGUACCAGACCACGUCCCGAGAAUGCUACCGCUCCAGGCUGUGAGCACCAGGGUCAAUCACCGGUAGCUCUGCAUUGGUCAUCACUCCGCAAGGGAAGUGCUCACCCCCCACCCACACAGGUUGUCUGCCUCUUGCAAACUGCUCGCUAGAAGGGCCUCUUCAGCUUCUCUUGGCUCUGCAGUACACUUGUCUGUUUGUUAUGCUCUUGCUGUAACGUUUUGCUGUGCUAGCAAAAUGAAUUGCUAUUGUUUGAGUCUUUCUUGAUGUGGGGAGUGCUUGACACAGAUUGUACCUUGAUUCCUGGACUUUUACAACUGUGUUGAAGAUGAACGUGCUGUCAGGAACAGUUCGGCUUCGGGACAGAAAACGUGUGUGUGCGCGUGUGUGUGUGAACUGCCCAUCUCUUUUUUUUUAUGUGGAAUUUGCCUAUGGACCGUCAGUUCUUAUAUGGACAGGCACUUUCCAAUGACACUCCAAGUCUGUGCGACUGAACUUCAAGUGUGCUGCUUGUGUGAGGCACCAGGCUCUGCUAGGUGCUGAUGGGUCGUGACACAAAGGUCAAUUUCACACUGGUUGGAGGCUUUACAGCGAGGCUUCAAGUUUCCUAGAAACUUGGUCGUUUUUGCGCUGUACAGGAUACAUUCAGUGCCGAGGAUUUUGUGGAGACUGUCGAACUUUGAAGAAGCAUUCAUUGAAGACCUUUUUCGGCUUUUUCGUUUGGCAACGUACAGGCAACAUUGUCCUUUGGUCUUUUAAAGCUUGGCUUUCUUCAGUAUGCACCUAGUUCACCAAGACGUGAGAAUAAAGAAAGCUAAA